AUGAAAACUUCCAUAACAGUAUAAAUGUAGAUAAAAAAUACCCAUCAAUCGUGCGCAAAAUAGUUUUCAUUAUUAAAGAUGACUAGGAUUAAGGUUUGGUUUGCGUUAGGUAUCGUCACCGCUCUUAUAUCUACAACAUUAUCACAAGGCCGAGGCGGGUUUGGGCGACCAGGUGGCUUCGGAGGCCCGGGUGGAUUUGGCGGUGGACCAGGACGCCCAGGUGGCUUUGGAAGCCCACGCGGCUUUGGAGGUCCAGGCGGCUUUGGAGGCCCGGGCGGCUUUGGCGGUCACGGUGGCUUUGGUAGACCGGGUGGCUUUGGCGGUGGACCCGGAGGGUUUGGCGGUGGACCAGGUGGCUUUGUCGGUAGACCGGGUGGCUUUGGCGGUGGACCGAGUGGCUUUGGCAGUGGACCUGGUGGUUUUGGCGGCGGACCUGGUGGCUUUGGCGGUGGACCAGGUGGCUUCGGUGGCGGCCCAGGCGGCUUUGGUGGAUUUGGACGCAGAUAGUCAAAAGUUAAAGUGCAAUUAUAUAGUGACGUUAUUAUACCUCCUAAGAUUCUAAUUGUUAAAAAGCAAAAAUAAAUAUUUUAUCAUUAUUUUAUAUUUUCUAACUGUAGUAAGAUUAACUACAAUCUAGACUAAUAUUGUGUGUACCUGUUAUUGGUGUAUAUCAGCCACAAUACCUUGUAGCUUUGUUUGUGUAUAAUUGUAUGUAUCAAUAUGUAUGCUGCUGGUAUACCAUUAAAUAAAAAAAUAAAAUAUUAUAAUAAGAAAAUCUUUGUAGGAGCUAAUCUAUAGAACUACUCUACGGAUUUCGAAAAUUCUGUCACUAAUAGGAUAGUGAGCUACAUUACUCCUGAUUGCUAUAGGCUUUUUAUUCUGGAAAAUAUUUAUCCUGGAAUUAUUUUUCAAGCGGGUAAAGCCGCAAGCAUAAACUAUAUUUGACACAUAGCUAUGUGUGCAUAUUUACGUAAACUACUAUGUUCUUAAUUUUUAAAUAUUUCAUAACAUAUAAUUACUGCGUAACUAGUCAGAAGAAUUGACAAGUAGAUCUCUCCGCAAAAUGUACACAUUAGUUGGUAAUUAAAUAUAAUCCGGUCAUAAUUAUAAUAAAUUACUUUCCUAAACUCUUUCAUUAUGUGUAGUCCAGUCAAAUUAACAUUUAAGUUAGGAAAAAUUCGCAUAGAGCUGAAAAUUAGUAUAGACGUUAAAUAUGUCAUUACCAAUAAAAUGUCAAAAGUCCCCAUCGAUCCUAUGUGUGCAAAAAAUUUUAUUCAAGGUCAAAGGUCAAAAAUCCAUUUGAACCUAUUGCAAUAUGUGAAAAUACGGUCUACUUUUAGGCAAUAUGAUAUAAAACUCUAUAUUACAGAACGAGGUUUAACUAAAAACUUUGGUUUAAACCUAUACAAAGUACGGUUUAUAUAAAAAUGGUAUUACAAAAAGUGGUUUAACGAUAAACCAUGGACUAUUUGAUGGUCUAAUGCUAAACCUCGGCGCCCCUGGUUUGAUGAUGGUCUAAAUCGUAAAUGUCAAAUCAAAUUUCAAAUCAUUUGUCAGAUUGUGUCAGAUUAUCUCUUAAAUUAGCGUCUGUUUCGUUGUCUUGUGUUAUUUUUUACACGAAAAUGGAUAUUAACAUGGUAGAUUCAGUCGAUAUUGAGGACAUUGAAGCCGUUGAGCUACUGGAAACGCCACGCCGACCAAAUAGAAAUCGUGUUCGAGUCAAUCCCUUCAUUGAUUUAUCUGAUGAAGAUUUCAGGCAAAAGUAUAGAUUUACUAAAUCUUUUGCAAUGAAAAUAGUAGAUUUAUUAAAGGACCCAUUAACUCGAGACACCCGUGGAUGCCCGGUGUCUCCCGAAAUCCAAGUGGUUUGCGCAUUGCGAAGCUGGGCUCGACAUGAGAUCCAAGAUGAUACAGCCGAUUUGCAUGGAGUCUCACAGCCCUUUAUAAGUAAAAUAUGCAAAAAAUUAGCAGGAGCCAUAGCCGGAAUAUCGCAUAGAUUUAUAAAAAUGCCUGCUACAUUGGCAGAACAAGAGGAAGCAAUGCGAAAAUUCCAUAGAAUUGCAAAUUUUCCUUCAGUAAUUGGUGCAAUUGACUGUACUCACAUAAGGGUAAAAAAAUUAUGUGAAGAUGGUGGUCAAAUAUAUAUCAAUCGCAAAGGAUUUCCAUCUAUUAAUGUCCAGGUAGUCUGCGAUGCAAAUUUAAAAAUAAUAGAUAUUGUUGCUAGGUGGCAUGGCAGUGUCCAUGACUCUCGAAUUUUUAGAGAAAGUCGACUAAAGCAGAGAUUUGAGGCUGGUGCCUUUUCAGGCAUUUUGCUUGGAGACAGUGGGUAUGCAUGUACACCGUAUUUGUUUACUCUCUUACUGAAUACCUCAACACCACAAGAAGAACGGUACAAUAGUGCUCAAAUUAACACCAGAAAUGCAGUGGAGAGAUGUUUUGGGUUGUGGAAGCAGAGGUUCCGUUGUUUAUUAAGAGGCCUUUACUGUGACAUUGAAACUGCAAGAAAAACUAUUGUAGCAUGUGCUGUAUUGCACAAUAUCGCAAUUGAUAUGAAGGAAGAUGUGUUUUCUAGUGGUCUCGAAGACGAAGUUAACAGGCAAUCUCACGCAGUUGUUUUGGCCGCAGAAAACAAUGUUCGCGGAAAUAUUAGAAGAAGGCAAUUUAUUGAAAGACACUUUUAAUUAAAAUAAUAUAUUUUUGUAAUAAGCUUGAAAUUAU
Messenger RNA from Manduca sexta (tobacco hornworm), 2718 nucleotides. RefSeq names its product WW domain-containing protein C660.06. The record is from RefSeq and is a predicted model, not a curated record. The transcript is spliced from 4 exons. Bases 1527 to 2681 code for a protein of 384 amino acids. NCBI's taxonomy places the organism in Eukaryota, Metazoa, Arthropoda, Insecta, Lepidoptera, Sphingidae.